GUCUCUCUCACUCUCUCUCUCCCUCUCUCUCUCUCUCUCAUUCUCAAAUUUGAGUCCGAAAGCUUAAAAACUGAAAUGGCGGCUAUGUUUUCCCUCCCUUUUCAAAAUUCUGCGAAACCCAAAUAAGAACGUUUGACGAUUGGACUCUUUUUCGUCUUCCCUCUCAAUUUGAAACCCCAGAUUUUCCAAAAGCCCUAAACAAUUAACUCCUAAAUCUGGAGGAACUCUCCCCAAAGCUGGACCUUCGACAAACUAUUCGGUUCCUGGUCAUUCUUAAUCUCUUGCGUUUCUCUAUCUGAAUUUCGGAUGGAUUUGGUUACCCACUUCCCGGAAACACUAGAAACUGAGUCCGCUCCUUUUAGAUCACUGCUUUCUCAUCAUUCGCGGGAUGGGUCUUCCGCAUCUGCUCGUGUUCCUAUUCCUGAUAUGAAAACCCUAAAUGGUUCGUUGCGGUCUUCUCGUUUUGAAGCCCUAGAUGAUCAGGGUUUGGUUCCUACUUCGCCAAUGGUAAAUGGGUCUUCAGAAUUUCCACAUGGGGAAGCCCUAGGCGAUCAUUUUCUGGGUCCGGCUUCGACUGUCAUUGAUGGGUCUUCGCCAUCUUCGCAUUCUAAAGCCCUAGCUAAUCAGUCAGGGCCGUUGGUUCCGUCUCUUUUAAAUCCGGAUGGGGCUUCUUUGCCGUUGCAGAGCGAAACCUUAGAUGGUUCUUUGAGUUCGCGGUUCUUGGCUCAGGAAGAAACCCUAGAGCAUGAAGACGAGAGCCUAAUGCUCUCUUCUUCUUUGUCGUCUUCGUCGUCGUCUUCUUCUCCGUCCCUUUUUCCUCUCAGUAAUUCACGCUGGUCUUCGCCGUGGUCUUGGAACAGAGAAACUAAACCACCAUUCUCUUCAUACCUUCCUCGGGAAAUUGAACCCACUAUGGUGGGUGCUGGGCUUGUAAAUCUAGGCAACACAUGCUUUCUUAAUGCAGUGCUCCAAUGCUUCACGCACACUGUCCCCCUUGUCCAGGGCCUUCGUUCUUGCAAUCAUGCCAUGCCUUGUCAUAGUUUUUAUGAAGGGUUCUGCGUUCUUUGCACUCUCCGAGAUCAUAUUGAGCUUUCCUUGGCUUCUUCAGGGCGGGCAAUUAUGCCUUUGAAACUUGUUGACAAUUUGAAUAAUAUUUCAUCUAGUUUGCAGAGAUACCAGCAGGAAGAUGCUCAUGAAUUCUUGCAGUGCCUGUUAGAUAGACUAGAUAGUUUUUACUUGAUGAAUCAGGAUAAAGGCUCUCAUUCUCCAGAUGAUAACUUAGUGAAACAUGUUUUUGGUGGUCAUCUCAUCAGCAAGCUUCGAUGCUGCAAUUGUGGGCAUAUUUCUGACACAUAUGAGCCCUUGAUAGAUCUGAGUUUGGAGAUUGAAGAUGUUGAUACGCUUCCUUGUGCUUUGGAAUCAUUCACCAAGGUAGAAAAGAUUGAAGAUCCUGAGAUGAAGUUUACAUGUGAUAACUGUAAGGAAGAAGUGUCAGUAGAGAAGCAGCUUUUACUGGAUCAGGUCCCUUUAGUAGCUGCUUUUCAUUUGAAGAGAUUCAAGACAGAUGGCACUUAUGUGGAGAAGAUUGAUAAGCACGUGGAGUUCCCAUUAGAAUUGGAUUUGCUGCCAUACACCAAAGGGAGGGAGGACAAUAAUGUGGAAUUGAAGUAUGAACUCUAUGCGAUUGUGGAGCAUACUGGAUUUUCAUCUACUUCCGGGCAUUACUUUUCCUACAUUCGUUCUUCACCGGAUACAUGGCACAGAUUGGAUGACUCAAAGGUUACUUCAGUUCCGGAAGAUUAUGUGCUUCAUCAAGAGGCGUACAUUUUAUUCUAUGCAAGGCAAGGUACACCCUGGUUUUCAAGUUUAAUGCAAACACAAAAGCCAUGCUUAGACCCAAAUACCUCAGGCAAUUCACCCAAGUCAGUCCUAGAUAAUGUGGACAGCAUCUCUACUUCCCUUCCUACCUUAGCAAAUGUUUACAGCCGUGAGGCCAGUGAAACUGUAGAUGCAGCAGAUGAAAUAUCUACCCAUCUUUCUGGAGGGGGAAGAGGUGAUGUAGUUCAGGUCCAUGAAGAUGGCGAUGUACCUCACAGGGUUGAUACUCCAAUGCCACUUGGGGUUACUAGUUGCUUUGAUGGAACUUUAGAUCACACUCAGAAUAUUUUUACCACUUCCCCUCUCAGAGAUCAUGAUGGAAAUCAGCAUAUCAAUGAAAACUGCAAUUCCAAAAUCCAUCCUCAAACUCCACCAAGAUCCCCAAGUCCAGAUAUAUAUGCAGAAGAGCCUCCAGAAGUGAGUUAUAAUAUUCCCCGUGGUCAUUUGAGACAGAAGAACCAAGUGGCUUGUAAAAAACCACUGAACAAAGCAUUGGAGGAUUCACGGAAAAGGGAGGCUUGUAAAUUAUGUAAGAACAUGCCUGCAUCAAGGAGUAUGAGACUUAUGGCUGCCAUGAAGGGGUCACAAAGUGAAGGUUCCUUGGGGAAGAAGAAAAGCAAGAGAAGAAUGGAAUCAUCUGCAAAUGGAGAGUCCAAUACUAGAGCUCGCCGGAAGUCCAACCCAUGUCCUGUCAUGCCUACUGUGGCAGCUGGAAAUUUUCGCUGAACGCAGGGGUGAGGGUUUUGGUUAACACACUUGGUCUGUCUUGGCCAACAUAGAUAUUAUUAGAUGUUAAAUGCAGAUUGACUUUGAUCCUCUGAAUAACAGAAUAUUUGCACUUACAAAGCUGCAAACCAGUUUUUGAGUUUCCCUGUGUCGAAGAUCAAGGUUGUAGUGCAGCUUUUUUGGGGCAAGAAAACGGUAAAUACCGUGUUACCUUAGGUUUGUUUAUACUAUGUGCAGAGUUUUGAGUAAGGUGUCAAACAAUUGUUCUUCCAUGUUUUUGGGUAACACAAAUGUUUCUUUUAGAUGGAGAAAUCUUUUGGAAGCCAACUGUAUUUACACUACAUUUUGCCUGAAAAUGGAACUUAUAAACUGAAAUGUUGGAUGAUGGAAUAAUUUUGAAAUGUCUGUUUUCCA
This is a messenger RNA of Vitis riparia (riverbank grape), 3018 nucleotides long. RefSeq names its product ubiquitin carboxyl-terminal hydrolase 21. Gene Ontology annotation, biological process: protein deubiquitination. Gene Ontology annotation, cellular component: nucleus; cytosol. The transcript has 8 exons. NCBI's taxonomy places the organism in Eukaryota, Viridiplantae, Streptophyta, Magnoliopsida, Vitales, Vitaceae. Gene Ontology annotation, molecular function: cysteine-type deubiquitinase activity; cysteine-type endopeptidase activity. The coding region runs from base 307 to 2604 and encodes 765 amino acids. The record is from RefSeq and is a predicted model, not a curated record.